UUGUUUUUAGCCAUGAUUUUUCAGUUUCUUGGUUUGCUUUUUCAUGCUCCAUUAGGCUAUGCAGCUGCAGAAGAUCUCGACUUCACCUACAACGGGUUCCACUCAACAAACUUGAGUCUUGAUGGAAUAGCAGAGUUCACAUCAGAUGGUUUGUUAAGGCUAACAAAUGCUUCUCAAUUGCAGGAGGGUCAUGCUUUUUAUCCUAGACCUAUCAAUUUCAUGAAUUUAGCAUCUAAUGGUUCAGAUUUCUCUUUCUCAACCACAUUUGUCUUUGCCAUAGUGCCUGAGUACUCGAUUUUAGCUGGUCAUGGCAUGUCUUUUGUGAUUGCACCAGCUAGAAGGCUUCCAGAAGCACUUCCAAGCUCUUAUCUUGGCUUGUUUAAUGAUUCUAGUAAUGGAAAUGCCACCAGCCAUGUUGUUGCGGUGGAAUUUGACACGCUACAGAACCGUGAGUUUGAUGAUAUUGACAGCAACCAUGUUGGCAUUGACAUCAAUGGCCUAAAAUCUGUAAUAGCCAAGCCGGCCGGUUAUUAUAACAGUAAUGAGCAAUCCUUCAAUAACUUAACUCUAGCUAGUGGCCAGCCAAUGCAAGUUUGGGUGGAAUAUGAUUCUGUGGAUAAGCAUAUGAAUGUCACAAUAGCUCCACUGCACGUUGCAAAACCAGACCGUCCUCUCCUGUCCUUAGUCUACGAUCUUUCAUCUGUCACGGAUGAAAACGUGUCUGUUGGCUUCUCAGCAUCCACCGGUGCAGUUGUUUCAACACAUUAUAUCCUUGGAUGGAGCUUCAAAUCGAAUGGAAUGGCUCAAGGACUUGAUCUCUCUCAACUUCCUAAGCUUCCUCGAGUAGUACCUAAGAAAGAAUCCAAGCUUUUAUUGCUUGGCUUGCCCGUGAUUUCUUCAGUUUCAUUUGUGAUUGUAGUCCUGGUAAUAAUUUAUUACAUAGGAAAGAAGAUGAAGUUUGCUGAAUUGCAAGAAGAGUGGGAGCUUGAUUAUGGACCACACAGGUUCAAGUACAAGGAUUUGUACACUGCCACAAAGGGCUUUAGCAGCAAGGAUUUGUUGGGAUCCGGCGGAUUUGGUAGAGUCUACAGAGGGGUAUUGCCCAUAUCCAACAUUCAGAUAGCAGUCAAGAGGGUCUCUCAUGAAUCAAGACAAGGGAUGAGGGAAUUUGUUUCAGAAAUUGUUAGUAUUGGCCGGCUACGUCACAGGAAUUUAGUACCACUUUUGGGUUAUUGCAGGCGUAAAGGAGAGUUACUUCUGGUUUACGAAUGCAUGCCUAACGGAAGCCUAGACAAGUAUUUGUUUGACAAACCAAGCUGCACUCUUGAUUGGAACCAAAGAUUUCGAGUCAUCAAAGGCGUAGCAUCAGGACUAGUCUAUCUUCAUGAAGAGUGGGAACAAGUAGUGAUUCAUAGAGAUAUAAAAGCGAGUAACGUGUUGUUAGAUGUUGAAUUAAAUGGAAGAUUAGGAGAUUUUGGGCUAGCAAGAUUGUAUGAUCAUGGGACAGAUCCUCAGACUACGCAUAUUGUUGGAACUAUCGGAUACCUUGCCCCAGAGCAUACAAGAACAGGCAAAGCCACAACUAGCACUGAUGUAUAUUCAUUUGGAGCAUUUUUACUUGAGGUGGCUUGUGGGAGAAGGCCAAUAGAUCAAAGGGUAUCAGAUGAGGACCUCGUUUUGGUUGACUAUGUAUUCUCUUGUUGGACUAGAGGUGAUAUUCUUGAAGCCAUUGAUCCAAACUUGGGCAAUAACUAUGUAAAAGAAGAGAUUGAGUUGGUACUAAAACUUGGACUAUUGUGCUCUCAGACAGAACCAGCAGCUAGGCCAAAUAUGAGGCAAGUGUUGAUGUACUUGGAAAAUGCCCUGCCUUUGCCAGAGUUAUCACUGAUGCAAACUUCAAAUAUUAGCUUAACUUUUGCAGGCUUUGAUCAUUCUGCAAUGUCAUGGUCUUCUUCUGUUACUGACUCCCUUCUCUCUGGUGGUCGAUGA
This is a messenger RNA of Solanum verrucosum, 1989 nucleotides long. Its product is annotated as L-type lectin-domain containing receptor kinase IV.1-like. Lineage: Eukaryota; Viridiplantae; Streptophyta; Magnoliopsida; Solanales; Solanaceae. Gene Ontology annotation, cellular component: plasma membrane. The transcript has a single exon. Gene Ontology annotation, molecular function: ATP binding; protein kinase activity; carbohydrate binding. The record is from RefSeq and is a predicted model, not a curated record. Bases 13 to 1989 code for a protein of 658 amino acids. Gene Ontology annotation, biological process: protein phosphorylation.